This is a messenger RNA of Tricharina praecox, 851 nucleotides long. Its product is annotated as 60S acidic ribosomal protein P1. Lineage: Eukaryota; Fungi; Ascomycota; Pezizomycetes; Pezizales; Pyronemataceae. The transcript is spliced from 3 exons. Gene Ontology annotation, biological process: translational elongation; cytoplasmic translation. Gene Ontology annotation, molecular function: ribonucleoprotein complex binding; structural constituent of ribosome; protein kinase activator activity. Gene Ontology annotation, cellular component: ribosome; cytosolic large ribosomal subunit. The record is from RefSeq and is a predicted model, not a curated record. The coding region runs from base 224 to 565 and encodes 113 amino acids.
CUUUGUGCGUGAUUCUCGACACACCAUUCUGAACUGGCCAAUUUCACGAUCAGCUCCCCCCCGCGACAAUCAACCGAACCGAAACGCCCCGACUUUACGACCCGACCAGCAUCGUACAGGUGAGCCAUCUCUCCCCUCGAGAAAACACUGCUUCAUCGCAUCGCAAAAAAAAAGAACAAUAAUCUGACGAACGAAUCCGAGCGAUACAGCUACUCCCCACACAAUGUCGUCGACUGCCGAGCUUGCAACCUCCUACGCCGCGCUCAUCCUUGCGGAUGACGGCAUCGAUAUCACAGCCGACAAGAUCACCAACCUUAUCAAGGCUGCCAACGUCGAUGUUGAGCCCAUCUGGGCUUCGCUCUUCGCCAAGGCCCUCGAGGGUAAGGACGUCAAGGACCUGCUCAUGAACGUCGGUUCCGGAGGUGGUGCCCCCGCUGUCGGAGGUGGUGCUCCUUCGGGAGGUGCCGCUGCCGCCGGUGGUGCUGCUGAGGCCGUUGAGGAGAAGAAGGAGGAGAAAGACGAGGAGGAGUCCGACGAGGACAUGGGUUUCGGUCUGUUCGACUAAGCGGAUUUCAAUUACAAAUAAAAUCCUUGUCAUGGUUUCGAAACUCCGGCGAUGUGGGUGCUUUCUGGGUUAGAAAAUGGCGUUCAUGUUCUCUUCGAUGCUGGACGGAUAGCAAAUGCGAAUGUCUGGUGCACCAACUUUGUUCCAACAGUGAUACCGUAAUGCUUUUCCCGUGAUCUGCCGCCUUGAGUACUCUGGAUAGAACAGCUGAAUUCAACUGUGCAACCUCCUUUGCCCAGCAUCCAUUGCCCGACCAUGAGCCCGUAAAGUCUGCAGCGUAACGUCC